Molecule: messenger RNA, 2444 nt
Organism: Episyrphus balteatus (marmalade hoverfly)
Lineage: Eukaryota; Metazoa; Arthropoda; Insecta; Diptera; Syrphidae
Gene: Clamp
Product: zinc finger protein 665
Exons: 8
Coding region: 589-2403 (604 amino acids)
Cellular component (GO): nucleus
Source: RefSeq, a predicted model, not a curated record
AAAAAAAAGAACGAGUCCAACCAACAACACUACCAUAAAAUACCUACAUGAAAAGAAGAGUGAGACGAAGCGGGACCGUUCCAUUUUUUUCUUUUCAAAAGACGACGACAAACACGAACAACGCAAUUAAACAAGCGAGAAAUUCGUAGCACAUCCCUUUCUCACUACUUUCCGAUAAUCGGCAGUUAGUUCUUUCACAAACGCUCAUCGAAGAGGUAAACGAUAUAAUCGCAUCGUAUUCGCAUCAUCGUCACAUACACUCACUUGUGAAAAGAAUAAAAUAUCACUUUUUCCAUCGCGGUGAAGAGAAGAAAGAUAUAUAGCUACGCAUUUCCUUUUGAGACGACCGCCAUAUUGUUGAAAAUGAGACAAAAGAUUUUCAAGUGAAUUUAUGUAUAUGAUUUUCUUCUUGUUUUAAUUUUUUUUUUUUAAAUACAAAAAGAAAAACAAGUUAAAAACAAUUUUAAUUAGAAAAUUCUACUUUUUCUUAAUUAUUGUUGAUUAAUUAAAAAAGCAGAUUUUAAUAAGUUCAUUGGAAAGGGUUGUUCAUCACUCACAACAUCAAAUUCAUCAUAAAACAUCAAUUUAAUGAGGCUCGAAAAUUACCAAAUCAGCGAUAUGGAAGACAUAACCAAAACAAUAAUGUUCACAACAAAUACUAUACAAAAUGGUCAGCCAACAAUUCAGUAUCAAACGGCGGAUGGAACAAUUUUAAAACAACCAAAAAUAGAGGGCCAAAAAAAUCAACAAGAUUAUCCAACGUUUUGUUACACUACCACUAAUGGUAACGCGACAACCGUUAAUUUGGCUCAACUAACAACUGACGAUAAUAAAACCUGUUACAUCGCCCAACCAAUUGGUGGCUACAAUUAUGCAUUGGUUAAUCAAAUGCAACUUAACCAAGGUGGAACUGUUGGCAUAGCCACUGUUGAUAAUCAAGGUCGUUUACAAGUAAUAAAUAAACCCAUUGCUGCCAACACAAUUUCAAAUAUUAGUUUCAAAUGCGAUGUUUGUGGUCUUAUGUUCUCCCAUUUGACCCUCCUCAAUCACCACAAACGCAUCCACGCUCAAGACGGUAGUGAUGCUAAUCAAGAUCAAAUUGCUGUAGUCAAUGCCCAGGGCCUAGUCCAAACUCAAAAUAUAAUAACCGAGAAUGGACAACCCCUCGGGCAGAUUCAAAUUGUUGCCACCGAAUCAUUGGAACCCGCUACCUCACAUUCCAUGCAGCAAACAGCAAACGAAGUAACAGUUACCACAGCAAAAACUCUGACUUUAGAAAAAUCCAAAUGUAUAUCAUGCGGUGGACAAAUCCUCCAACCAACGAAACGAAAAGGCCCCAAAAUAGUGCGUUGUGAUAAUUGUGCAAACAACGAUAAUGCCAAUGGCCAAAUGCAAACACAAACCUCCCAGGCAACACCCACACAAAUAUUUGUGGCGCCCGAUGGUGAGAUAAAAUUUGAAAUGAAUGAAAUUCCAAGUGGAACAAGUGAAUCAUCGAUGGAUUCGUUGAAUGCACAAAAUAUUAUUCCAAUGCAACAAGGCAAUGGUGGUAAUUCGUCGAAUGGCGGUAGGAAGAAUCAACAUCAACAUCAGCAGCAAGAGAUAAUUACUGAAAAUGGUGCAUGUAAUGAUACAAUGGUUGGUCAUCAUCCGGUUAAAAAGAGAAAUCUAGCAACCGUGACCAAGUGUCAGAAGUGUAAUGGUUCGGGGGUGAUAUUUGUAGGUGGCAGUCAGAGACAAGUCAAAUCAGAAACACCUAAACCUUUUACUUGCAAUAUCUGUGGUGGAACAUUUUCAAGAUAUUCCAGUUUGUGGUCGCAUAAGAAAUUACACAGUGGAGAGAAAAAUUAUAAAUGCACUAUUUGCGGUUUGGCGUUUGCAAAGGCGGUUUAUUUGAAAAAUCACGCUAGAAUUCAUACUGGUGAAAAACCUUACAAAUGUCAGACAUGUGGAAUGCAAUUCUCUCAAUCUCCCCAUCUGAAAAAUCACGAACGAACUCACAGCGGUGAAAAACCGUAUGUGUGUGAAGUUUGUGAUAAAGGUUUUGCCCGCCAUGCAACAUUAUGGAAUCAUCGCAGAAUUCAUACCGGAGAGAAACCAUAUAAAUGUGACAUCUGUGGAUCAGCAUUCAGUCAAGCAGCCCACCUUAAAAAUCACGCCAAGGUUCAUUCCGGUGAGAAACCAUUUAAAUGUGAUAUUUGUUCAGCAGCGUUUGCUGAUCGUUUUGCGCUAAAACGACAUCGAGGAAUUCACGAAAAAUAUGGACAAACAGCACCUCGCCACUCUCAAUUACAAAAUCAUGACGAUCAAGGUCAAAUAACACAAUCAAUGGUUAUCCAUAAACAAGAAAUGCCCGAAAUGGACGAUGAAGCCCAACAUGAAGUCAUAAUAGCGGGUUUAUAAAAUUCAAUACUACUUUAAAAAAACAAACAAAAAAAAAUCAA